AUGAUAUCGAACAAUCACUUAUUACUAAUAUUUAUUUUUACAUUCAUAAUAAGUAUUUAUUCUGAUGAAUUAUUCGAUCUAAACAAAAAGUUUAUUUCAACAUACGAUCAUGCUCGUGAUUAUUUAAUUUCAAUAACUAAUCCAUUAAUCAUAUGUAAUGGAGAUAAUGUUGUAAUUAUUCAUCGUGGCAAACGUUAUCAAGAACAAGUCAUACCUAAAUUAUAUCAUGAUUUAAAAUCAAUAUCACAUAUGCCAUUCAAAAUCUAUCUAACAGUUAUGUUUAAUUUAGGAAUAUUAUCUGAUGAUAACUAUACUGAGCUAAAACAAUAUCUACAGGAUAUUCGUUCUAUUCGAAAUUCUAUUCAAUUUCCAACAGAUAUUCAACAGACUCAAUAUGAUAUCAUUGAUCUCUCAAUAGAAUAUUUAGAAACAAUUUUAAAAACAAAAUUUAUUGAUCAAACUCAGCUGAAUGAAUUUUGUCAACAAGCACGACAUUUAUUUUCAGUUAAUAUUGAUUUAGCAGCACGUGCACAACUUGAUAUGCUUGAUACAAAAAUCAGACCAUGGUAUGAAGAACGUUUUAAUGAUACAGAACGAAAUACAUUGAAAAUAUUAAUUAUGGGUCCUAAAACAGCUCGAUAUGGCUAUAUUGAAAAAACUUAUUUUUAUGCAUUACUUGGAGAACGACAAGAAGGAAACCAUAUUAUCUAUGCAGAAAAUAUUGACAAUGAACAAAGAGCCUUAGAGAUCUUAGGAGUGUGGCUUCUAGAUGCAAAAGCUAGUGCAAGUUUUUUUAGUGGUGAUAGUGAACGAUUACAUCGAGAUGUAUUAGCUGAUGCAGGAGUUGCUCAUAUUAAACGAAUAUUCAAGACAUCUAAAAGUGAACUAUGA
Molecule: messenger RNA, 891 nt
Organism: Adineta steineri
Lineage: Eukaryota; Metazoa; Rotifera; Eurotatoria; Adinetida; Adinetidae
Source: the annotation of a GenBank genome assembly